Molecule: messenger RNA, 1554 nt
Organism: Alnus glutinosa
Lineage: Eukaryota; Viridiplantae; Streptophyta; Magnoliopsida; Fagales; Betulaceae
Exons: 5
Coding region: 16-1206 (396 amino acids)
Biological process (GO): cellular response to oxidative stress
Cellular component (GO): cytoplasm; cytosol
Molecular function (GO): quinone reductase (NADPH) activity
Source: RefSeq, a predicted model, not a curated record
AUUACAAAACAUGAAAUGGGAUUAUUAAGAGUAGGAUUUCAGCAUCGUUCACUCUUACGAUCCCGAGUUGUCUAUCUUCCACACCACCAUUUCCAUCAAAAUCCAAAACCCUUUCCAGAAACUUCCUGUUACCCCGUACCAUCUGCACGUGCAACGAGAAGAAUCCCACCGGUGAGAGCGUCAUCGUCAUCGUCAUCGUCAUCGUCAUCGUCAUCGUCAGCAGUUCCCAAAAUGGUCAAAGCCAUCAGGGUUCACGAGCUUGGUGGUCCUGAGGUUCUGAAGUGGGAGGACGUGGAAAUAGGAGAACCGAAGGACGGGGAGAUUCGUGUGAAAAACAAGGUCAUUGGGCUUAAUUUCGUUGAUGUUUAUUUUCGCAAAGGAGUAUAUAAGGCCGCUGCAUUGCCCUUCACCCCAGGUGUGGAGGCUGUUGGGGUGGUGACAGCUGUGGGUCCUGGACUGACUGGCAGGCAAGUUGGAGACCUUGUAGCUUAUGCUGGUCGCCCAAUGGGCUCAUAUGCUGAAGAGCAGAUCCUUCCUGCGAAUAAAGUUGUGCCUGUUCCGCCCUCUAUUGAUCCUAUCAUUGCAGCGUCCGUUAUGUCUAAGGGUAUGACGGCCCGAUUUCUACUCCGCCGAUGCUUCAAGGUUGAGCCUGGACACACAAUCCUUGUUCACGCAGCAGCUGGUGGAGUUGGAUCUCUAUUAAGCCAGUGGGCUAAUGUCUUAGGUGCCACUGUCAUUGGAACUGUCUCCACUGAAGAGAAGGCAGCUCAAGCCAAGGAUGAUGGGUGUCACCAUGUUAUAAUCUAUAAGGAAGAAGAUUUUGUUGCUCGUGUCAAUGAGAUUACAUCAGGCGAUGGGGUUGAUGUUGUCUACGAUUCUGUAGGAAAAGAUACCUUCCAGGGAUCAUUGGCAUGCUUGAAGGCUCGUGGGUACAUGGUGAGUUUUGGGCAGUCAUCAGGUAUACCAGAUCCAGUUCCAUUGUCAGCUCUUGCUGUGAAAUCCCUGUUCUUGACCAGGCCUUCCCUGAUGCAAUACAAUGCAACUCGGGAUGAGCUACUGGAAGCUGCUGGGGAGGUAUUUGGUAAUGUCGAAUCAGGUGUCUUGAGGGUUCGAGUGAAACACACCUACCCUUUGUCUCAGGCAGCACAGGCACAUGCAGACCUUGAAAGUAGGAAGACUACUGGAUCCGUUGUGUUGAUACCCUAAGGCAUGAUGCGUUAACUCCUUACUUCCAAAUAUCUGAUUGGUUUAUCCAUUUGAAAUCCCUUGUAGUCUGUGUGAAAAGAACUUGAAUCUCUUCCAGUUCCGGAUAUAGCCGGGUUGCUGGAUGCAAGUAUAUAUAUGUUUUGAAAUAGUUAUCAAAAGAGCUGUUGUGAGAUCAACAAAAGUUUCCUUCUCCCAGGAUGUGUAAUUUUCAUGCUUUUCAUGAAAAUGUAACGAAUCUGUAAUCUGAAAAUUUGUAAAUGUUGUUAGAGGAUUGCUAUGCAAACAGAUUAUGCGUGGGUUCUCUCAGAGUAAACUGCUAUCGAAACAAUAAUAUUUUAAUAUUUUAUA